This is a messenger RNA of Alosa alosa (allis shad), 2545 nucleotides long. It is a transcript of the gene noxo1b, whose product is annotated as NADPH oxidase organizer 1b. Gene Ontology annotation, molecular function: phosphatidylinositol binding; superoxide-generating NADPH oxidase activator activity; protein binding. The transcript is spliced from 8 exons. Gene Ontology annotation, biological process: superoxide anion generation. The coding region runs from base 26 to 1411 and encodes 461 amino acids. NCBI's taxonomy places the organism in Eukaryota, Metazoa, Chordata, Actinopteri, Clupeiformes, Clupeidae. The record is from RefSeq and is a predicted model, not a curated record.
GACUCACUGGUCUGCUCUAUUCGUUAUGGAUGAUCAACGCUUUCCAGCUAAUGUGCGCAUUAUUGGAGUGAUGCACAAAGAUAAAGUUAAGAUGUUCAUGAUCUCUGUGGUCUGGUCUGAUAGGAAUGAGGUGAUCAUCUACAGAUCAUUCCAAGAGUUCAAAAAACUCCAUAAACAGCUGAAAAAGAAACAUCCAUCGACAACUCCAUUACGCAAAUCUGACAGAAUUCUCCCCAGAUUCAGAGGCGUGAAGAAGAACUUCCAGAAGAAGGGACCGAGUAAGAGUGUCCACCGGGUCAAAGCUCUGGAGAAAUACUGUACAGAGCUGCUCCAGUGUGACCCCAGCGUCACACAGAGUUCAGAGGUCACCCAGUUCUUUCGGCCAAAAGAUCAUGACCUAGAGCCAGAAUUUGCCAAAAACAGCGUCAUUAUAGUUCCAUCAGAUGACCUAGGAGAAGGGUCAGCAAAUCCACAAAGCAAGCGCCUCAGUAUGGGCAACGUCACCCAACCUUUCAUGACUCAGACCUACCGCACUGUUGCCCCCUACGAGACCAAGGACACCAAGAAUAGACCCUUCAAAGUGGAUGUAGAGGAAACCCUGGAUGUCCUCAUCAAAGACCAAAAAGGCUGGUGGCUUGUGGAGAAUGAGGCGAAAUGUCUUGCAUGGUUUCCUGCCCCAUUCUUGGAGCCGUGUGAUGAGGAAGAUGACGAGGAUUAUUUGGAUGCUGCUUCCUUUGAAGAUACAUUGUACUGUGCAGCAAGAAACUAUAUCUCUAAAAAAAGAGAUGAAGUAUCAGUAAACAUUGGCUCUGUGGUGGAAGUGUUGCGCAAGUCUGAUGAUGGCUGGUGGCUUAUCAGAUACAAUGGCAGGGUUGGUUAUGUGCCUUCCAUGUAUCUCCAACCUUACAACAACCCGUACGUUGGCCUCCAGAAGAAACUCCACAGCUCUACCUUCAACCUGUCCCAGCUGUCGGGCAGCCCGCGUGGACAGCUGGCCCCGACUAGUCACUCCCGCUCCAUGGAGAACCUUCUAGAACCAAGCCGAGUGCGUGCCCACAGCAUGCCCGAUGGUGCGGCAUCCGCCCCUGCCUCCGCAGACCACCAGGAGCCGGACAGCCGCAAGAGCAGCAUGAGCACAGCCAGCGACGACACCGACUUCAGCUUCAGCUCCUCAGGGAGCCUGUCGGGGACGGAGGCGGAGGAGGCAUCCGGGGUGUCCAGCGGUGAGACGAGCCCCAGCGGAAGUCCCAGCCCCAGCGGCAGCCCCACCACCGCCGGUGUCCCGCCCAGAGUGCCCCCCCGGCCCCAGACCCAGGAGAUCUUCGCCCGCUGCACCACCUACACCCGCAAGGCAGCCAUGGCCUCCAGGGCCCGGCUCUUCCCACAGCAGCACGAGAUCCAGGCGCGCUAGCGAGCAGAAACUGAAAUGUGCCACAUCUGAGCAAAAGCAAGAAGAGACUUCUGCGAAGUAGAUCAACAGAACAUUAACAUAACAUAACAUAACAUAAACCAGACCAUUUAUAUAGAAAUGUUCAUUGUAUAUUUCAAUUUUAGACAUUUACAUGGAAUUUCUCCCAUCCAGCAUGUUGUCAGAUGCUAGAGAGUAUUUCAUUGGCCUACUUAAUUGUAUGGGCUCCAUGCUACUUUUAUGGAUUUGCUAGAAUGGGAUUAUGACUAACCCAGCAGGUUAUGUAAGGUUAUAUAAUGCAUGUUAUGGGUGUAUUUUCUCAAGGGCCAAAUGAUGCAUGCGUUGUGUAUUAUGAGUUGAUUUGUCUAGUCACUUGGUGGAGACACAUUCUCUGCCCUACGUAUUUAAAGAUUGGGUGUUACACACCUGUAAAGCUGCCAUGACGUCCAGAAAUCUUCUCGCUGAUAGAGUGGACAGCCCAGGUUCACAUACUGGAGAGAGGUCAUAGAUGAGAGGGGAAUUUUAUGUCUAGCUGAGACUUAGAACAGGAUUCAGUGGAGUUGAUAGGACAGGACAUUAACAGAGGAUUGACAAGGAAAAACAAAAUGCCGCAAGGGCUGAAUAAUGUAUUAUCUAGAUGCAUAUGUAUGUACCAUAUUUUAACUGUAUUCAAACUGUAUUAAAUACAGUAUCAUGUAUGCUGCCUAUGAUCAGGGUGUAUUGAAUUGAUGGAUACUGAAUUGUUUCGGCUCCAUAGUUACUAUCUUUUUAGUCUAUCUUUUUUCUUAUCGUUUCCAAUGGGUGUCAUUCUUAUCUGAUGUCUAUGGACAGUCCUGUCUCUCCAAAGUUCUCCAAAGCACCAUAUUUUGUCAGGAUUUCGACUAAUCUAGUUGUUUGUAGUUCUUGUUGUUCUUUUCCUUGUCUGUUUGUUUUUCUGUUCACAUAUUGGUUGUCUGAGAAAUGUUUGCUCAGCUUUUUAUGUCAGAAUGUCAGGGAUGACCUCAUUUGAAAGGUAUGUAUGGCUUGAAGCCUCUUGUAUUCCACACUGGAACUUUUUUUUUUCACUUUGCCUUGUGACAUGAUAUUUCUUUUAUGACUUCAAACUAAAAUAAAUGAAUCUACUUGUGAGUAAAAACA